AUGGCCGUCGCCUUCUCCCCCAGCAGCACUGUAACGGCCUGUGCUCUGCGCGGCGGAGCUAGCCUGCUAGGCAGCUGCUUCCUCGUCCUGCGGUCACGUCGCGCGGGGAGGCUGCAGUCGGCAGUGACAACGAGGAGGAGUAGGACGUGGUGCGCUGUCAUCGUCGGGUCCACCGCGGUGCCCGAGGCCUCCGCAGAGGAAGGCCGCCACGGGCGGAGGUCGUCGGAGCAGCUGGCCUUGCCGCCUGAGCUGGUGGACGAGCUGGUGGAAGAGGCUCUCGUGUGGUGCUCGCAGCACGGCCUCAUCGUCGGCGACAAGAACCACCCGAGAUCUGGAAAAGCACCUGGUGUUGGUCUACUACAUGCUCCAUUUUCUCUUUUGCCAAUGUCAUUUCCAAAAUUUUAUUGGGAUCAAGCGCUUGAGUUGGCUCCACUUUUCAACGAGCUUGUUGAUCGUGUGAGCUUGGAUGGGGAGUUCUUGCAACAGACUUUGGCAAGGACGAAAGAGGUCGAUUUGUUCACUAAAAGGCUUUUAGAUAUUCACUCGGAGAUGAUGGAACUGAAGAAGGAAGAGGAAAUACGUUUAGGUCUUACCAGGUCAGACUACAUGGUAGAUGGAGAAACUGGCUUGCUUCUUCAAGUGGAGCUCAACACCAUUUCUACAUCUUCCAAUGGGCUUGCUUGUGGUGUAUCAGAGCUUCACAGAAACCUGGUUAGGAUGCACGAGAGGGAACUUGGUUUGGAUCAAGCAAGUGUCCUUGGAAACACAGCUAUCACCCAGCAUGCUGGAGCGUUAGCUAGAGCAUGGGCUGAGUACAACAAUCCAAGAAAUGGGUGCCCGGUUGCUCUUGUCUACUUUAGAGCAGGUUACUCACCGAUCGAUUACCCUUCAGAAGCAGAAUGGAGAGCAAGAACUUUAAUUGAGCGUUCUUCUGCAAUAAAGUGCCCUUCAAUAUCAUAUCAUCUUGUUGGGACAAAAAAGAUUCAACAGGAACUGGCAAAGGAAUACGUGCUUGACAGGUUCUUUGACAACAAAGGUGACAUAAAAAAAGUACGGCAAUGCUUCGCAGGACUCUGGAACUUGGAAAAUGAUAGUAUAGUAAUGUCUGCUAUUGAAUCUCCAGAGUUGUUUGUCCUUAAACCCCAAAGGGAGGGUGGAGGGAAUAAUAUUUAUGGUGAUAAUCUCCAUGAAACAUUGGUUCGUCUGCGAAAGGAUGGAGGAAAUGAGCUUGCAGCAUACAUCCUAAUGCAAAGGAUAUUUCCGCCAGCAUCACCCUGCUAUCUUGUUCGCGAGGGUAAAUGUGCCAAGGAAAACGCGGUUUCUGAAUUUGGGGUUUUUGGAGCCUAUCUGCGGAACAAAGACAAGGUAAUCAUAAAUGACCAGUGUGGUUAUUUGAUGAGAACAAAGGCAGCUGCACUAAAUGAAGGUGGUGUGGUUUCUGGAUAUGCGUUUUUGAACAGCAUCUUCUUGACAUGA
Messenger RNA from Miscanthus lutarioriparius, 1476 nucleotides. NCBI's taxonomy places the organism in Eukaryota, Viridiplantae, Streptophyta, Magnoliopsida, Poales, Poaceae. The record is from the annotation of a GenBank genome assembly.